Molecule: messenger RNA, 5376 nt
Organism: Drosophila montana
Lineage: Eukaryota; Metazoa; Arthropoda; Insecta; Diptera; Drosophilidae
Gene: fid
Product: fire dancer
Exons: 5
Coding region: 915-5048 (1377 amino acids)
Biological process (GO): tRNA methylation; tRNA wobble uridine modification
Cellular component (GO): nucleus; cytoplasm
Molecular function (GO): tRNA (5-carboxymethyluridine(34)-5-O)-methyltransferase activity; tRNA binding; S-adenosylmethionine-dependent methyltransferase activity
Source: RefSeq, a predicted model, not a curated record
CUCAUGGCAUACACACACGACAGCGGCAAACUCGACGCGCAACCCACACAGACAGACAAAAACACACUAUAUACAUGUACACGAACACACACAGACGCGCAGAGAGUUUGUGUUAAGAAUUUGAAGCGCCAAGUGCCAGUGGCCUAGAAAUAAUACGUGAAAAUAAAAGUUGCAAUUAAUAAAUAAGAGAAUUAAAUGUGAAAGGUUGCUGAUGAAAAGUGCAAGUGAAAAGUGCCUGUAAGAAGCAAAAAUCACACACUUACUCACGGGCGCACACGCAUUAGUGAACACACACACACAUACACAUACACUUACGUACACGCACACAAAGGAAACGUCAUAUGCCAGAGGCAGGCUGUCGCUUGGCAGGCACAUUGACAGCAACAGCAACAAAGGAGGCAGCAGGAGCAGCAAAAAGCAUUUUGUGUACCCUAUUUUGUGUGUGAGCGAGCGCGUGUCCAUGUCCAUGUCCAUGUCCUUUGCCACAGCAGUAGCGACAACAAAAGCAGCAAACGGCAGCAGGAGCAACAGCAGCAGAAAUACUGCCAACAACAACGGCCACAGCAAUAGCAAUUACGGCGUGUAGUUGCUAUAAUGAUAGAUUUCAAAACAAAAUUGAGCAAAUUAUCGUAUAAAUUGUGGCCCGGUUGGAAAGUCUAAAAAUAACACAACGCCACUUUCAAGUCAAAGUCGGCGACGUAUUCAAAAACCAAGUGCCGACUGACAACUGACUUUAAAUUAUGCAUGCACAUUGAUUUUUUGACGCGUCGCCGUUGCCUUCGCUGUCGUUCUUGCUCUCCCACUCAACGCCGUCAGCAACAUUAUCAACAACAACAAGCAUAUAAACAGGAACAUCCUCUGUCUAUUGGCAAUCUCGUAAAGUCAUUUUUCGUCCUGCGUUCUGCUAGCAUCGCAUGUUAUCAGCGGAACUGGCGUCGACGGCGUUGUGGAAUGCGAAUUAUGAGCGCACCAACGGCCUAACAAAAGAUGAAGUUUGUCUGUCAACGACAUAUAAAGCCUGCUCACCAACUAAGGAAACAGUGGCAACAACAGCAGCAGCAGCAGCAAUGACCAAACAAUUGACAACAACAACUGCGACAAAUGCAGCGUCUAGCAUAACACAUACGGCUAAUUUGGCACCAACGGUUAUUUCGCCCACAACGCCAGGCGCAACAACAUCAACCACAACAACAACAGAUGGAGCAGCGCCUGCAACAGCGGAGACAAUAAAGACGCAAUCGCAGCCCACAACAAAGGCCACUGCAUCAGAAGAAAAAACAUCAACAACAACAACAACUCCGACAAGUGAUGCCAGCGGCCGUUCGGCGGCUUUGGAACGUGCCUACGUCCACGAUGUCUAUGAGCACUGCGAGGAGCCAACGGGCCCGGUGCGGCCGCGAGUGGCACAAUUUCUGGGCAACCUAGAGCCCGGCUCCGUGGUCUGUGACGUGGGCUGCGGCAGUGGGCGUUACCUUGGGCAAUGCAAUCCCGCUAUUUGCACCAUUGGCGUCGAUCGCUGCUAUCGCCUCAGCAAGGUGGCACACGGGAAGGGCGGCGAGGUGGCGCUGUGCGACAAUCUGGAGCUGCCCUUCCGCGAUGAUAGCUUCGAUGCGGUGCUAUCGCUGGCUGUAGUCCACCAUUUUGCCACCACGGAGCGACGAGUACGGGCGCUGAGAGAGCUGGCGCGUAUCCUCCGCAUUGGCGGGCGGGUGGUCAUCACGGUUUGGGCGCUGGAGCAGCGGCACCGACGCUUUGAGUCACAGGACGUGUUGAUACCUUGGCAGCCACCGAAGAACCGCACCUUCUCCUGCACGUACUCCGAUGAUGAAGAUGACAACGACUUUUUGCCGCCCUAUCAUGCCUACACGGAGGACUCGACCAACUCGAGUCGCUCGGCUGGCGAUGGCGACAGCUCAAGCCUAAGCUCAUCCUCGCCAGGCGAGUCCUGCUAUAGUUUUGUUCGACGCGCCCUACAAAAGCUGGCUAGCGGGCGUCGUCAAGCUUGGUUCAUGGACUCGUGGACCUCGAAGGACACCAAGAACGAUAGCAGCCUGGACUAUGAGGAUGCCAAGGAUCUACCCAUUGAGCUGCGUCGCCUCGAGGACUUUGAGGAUUUUCCGGAUCCGCCGCUCUCCGCUGGCCUGAAAUCGCGCAGCCUGGGCAGCAUUCUGCAGACGCCACCGCGUCAAAUAGUGCGUUCGCGUUCGAGUGUGCCCAGUCUGGGUGGUCCGCUGGUGCCCGGCGAGACCAAAGCCAGCGCCACAGCCGCUCUGCUCACCAGCGCGCCCGAGACCCAGUUGCAGCUCAAUGGUUACCAUUCGCCCACGACCACCGCCAGCGCGGGCAGCACGCUUAGUCGCCGCCCCAAACUAAUCAAGCAGAAGCAGUCGCUAUGCGAGGACGACAGUAUAUCGCAGCUGGGCGAACCAGCGCCUGCAGUUGAAGGCGCCAACGCUGCUUUUCCCGUGAUCAGCAGCUACAAUGGGGCCGAUGGUACCGUCAGCAGCAGCCUUUACACGCCCACCGGCAGCCAGGCGGCGGCGGCGGCCAAUAUUAAUGGAAACGCAUCCUCCACAGCAUCACCGCCGGUUGCAGCUGAAUCGACAGAUGCACCUGCGGGGCCCGGCAGCAGUCAGCCAAGCUUUUUGCGUAAACAAAGCUCUCUGAACGAGGAGCUGAUGGCUGGCAAUCGACUGCGCGAGAAGGAGCGGGUGCGUAAGCGCAUACAAAAGCAGACCUCGCUAAAUGAGGCCUUCCUUUGUCGCUCGGCCAUGUUCUCCAAGCGAUUGCAGCUUAUACGUGAGGGUUUCACCACCAAAAUAAAAAGCUCUACGGACAGUCUGGAGCGCGUGACCAAAACGGGCAUAACCAAGCUCAUGCAGAAUAUUAAGAAUGGACCGCUAAACCAAACGCCCGCACCGGUGUCGCCCAAUCCCCAGCAGGCGGACAACAACAACAAGCAGCCCGCCGCGCCCGCACAACAAGCUAACCAACAACAGCUUCAACACCAGCACCAUCACCAUCAUCAUCAUGUGAGCAAUGCUGGCAGCUUGUUCCCGGCCCAUCUGCUGCUGUCCAGCGCGACGAGCGGCCCGGUGACCUACUGCAGCAUCGUGGACUGCAAUGCGCCCAACAUAUGCCACUGCAGCGCCUACCAGCAGGAUUGUGUGACCUGCGCAGAGAGCGAGCAGGGCAGCGCGCGCCGGCACUCGCGCGAAUCCGGCUCUGAUUCGUCCAAGGAUAGCAGCCUGCAGUCGGAUACGAGCAUUGAAUCUGAGGACAGUUUUGCCUCGGUCAUCUUCAUACCCAAGCCGGAGCAGCAACAGCAGCAGUUGAACUAUCAGCAACAACACCAGAACUCCAACUCGAGCUCCAGCAACUCAAGCUCCAGCAAUGGACAAGCCCAGGCGGCACUUGCUGCAGCGGCAACCACCACAACUGCCCCGACCAGCUCUCUGGUACGUUUGCCACCAACUCACUCCGUGCCAACGUCACCGCUCGUCAUGCCCUGCCCGCCGACGCCCGCCCACUCUCCAGCAGCCAUCCUGGGCGCAGUCACAUCGCCGCCCCAGUCCAUGGCAGCAGUGACGGCAGCCAUGGCCAUUCUGACGCCAGUCGCAAAGCCGGCACGCUUUAGCUUUGACGAAGCACACAUCAAACAGCAGCAGGAGCAACUGCAGCCGAAGGCACCGACUAUUCCAAGGAUCACACGCCAAGCCAUACGAGAGCUGCCGCCCAUACCCAAGUUCCGCAAGCAACAGUCGCUCCAGCUGCAACGUCAGAGUUUUCCGAUAGUGCGACGUGCCUCGGGCUCCGGUCUGGCGGGCAGCAGCAGCACCAGCGCCACCAAGCUGCUCUCGCUGGAGCUGUUCAAUCCCGCUACCGAUGAUCUGGACAGCGAUUCUAGUGAGCCCUCCUCCCCGGACUCCAUUGACAGUGUGAUCAGCGCGCCGCGCUCGGCACAGUUGCUUUCGGCGCCCGGCACCGGCACAGGCAAGUCCAGCGAUGAAUCGGACACGGCGCUGACCCAGCACUACCACACGGGCGAAAUGCAGAUCAACAAUGGCACGACCAAUGGCAAUGACAUCAUACUCAAUGCGGAUAGCGCACCGCUGCUACCGGAGAAGCGCGAAGCUGGCCAGGCGCAGCAGCCGUACGAUUGCGCCGAGUUUGCCGAGCAGCUGACGGCCCAGCUGCAGCGCGAACUGGACGACAAGAUCAAUCGGGCCGAGUGCCGCAGCUUGGACGGCAUCGGUGACAUUGGCGAGUACUUGAGCGGUGGCAAGAAGCGCUCCAAUGGCGAUUGGAGUGCGUUGCGUGAUGAGCUGCGUGAGCGUCGUCUGAUGCUGGCCAAUCUCUCGACGCAGCCCAGCUUACAGCAGUCGCCCAUAUCGUCGUCCACAUCAUCGCUGUCCUCCCAGACACGCAGCUUUACUAUACACGAGGAGCAGGAGGGCGAGUAUGAAGAGAAUGAGGAGAACGAGCCCGGCUACACGCUGGGCAUCUAUGAGCACUGCAAGUUCUCUAAAUUCAACUACAAACGCAACCGCCGCUACAAUCUCAAUCCGGAGACGGCCUACUUGCUGCAGGACGAUGGGGACAGCGAUGUCCGCGAUGAUGAAGAUGCCAUACCCGAGGAGGAUGAGGAUGCCGAGGCGCUGGAGGCACGCGGCGGCGAUCAGCUGGGCGAGGGCAUGCACGAGUAUGGACACCGGCGGCGCAACUUUAGCGCCAUCAAAUCGGUGACAUCCAGUGCAUCCAGUUCAACGGAAACUCCCCCCUUACAGCAGGAACAAGAGAAACAACAAACGCUGCAGCAGCGAACCUCCACCGAGUCGCUGGAGCAAUCGAACAGCUCAAACACCUCGCUGGACAGCCCCUCGCAGGGUGGGGCCACCACACAUCAUCGCUUCUACCACGUGUUCCGUGAGGGCGAGCUGGACGCGCUAAUUAAUCAUCAUGUGGCCAGUCUCCACAUUGUUAGCUCCUACUAUGAGCGCGCCAGCUGGUGCGUUGUGGCCGAGAAGGUGCAGGUGUGGACGAUCUAAGUUAGGAACCUAAGAAAAAUACAAAAAAAUUUAUACAAAUUGGAUAACCCAAUAAGUCUCUGAAGCCCCCAAAGGAAUUGUUAAAUUUAGUCUUUAUUACUAGUUGAGAGAACAAGAAACGCAAAAUUCUAGCACUAACUUAAGUAUUCGUAAUGACUCUUGCUUAGGGUUGUCAGGCCUGCUCAACGGCAGGGCUGCCGCACUGUAUUGAAAUUGAAUUUCAAGUAAACCGUUUAGUUUUUAGGCGCAAAUCGAAAUUAAAUCAACGCAAAUUGAAAAAAAAAAAACAAUUUAUAAAUGCAACAACAAUUAAGUAAUCUUACAAUAU